AUGAGGAAGGACGAGAGGAACCAGGCUCUCGGUACCAACGUUGAGGUCAUUCAACGAUGGACAGAUGUCUAUUUGAAAUGGGACCCUACGGAUUACGGUGGAAUCGAGCAGAUCGCGGUACCCUACUCAUCCAUCUGGACGCCGGACAUCAUCCUCUUGAAUAGUGCAUCGACGAACUACGCAGAACGGUUGCUGACGACGAACGCGAUCGUGAGCUCGACGGGCGAGGUGAUUCUGCUCACUGAUGCAAACUUCCGCUCUACUUGCGACGUGGACGUCUCCUACUUCCCAUUCGACACCCAAAAUUGCAAGCUGUGUUUCAGGUCCUGGUCCCAGGACGUAGCCAUGAAUGCGGAGUUCACAUUAGAAUCUUACGAGGCAGAGGAGAGGUUGGAACUGGAUCCGUGUUGUCCGAAUCCCUUCUCUGCAGUGCACUAUGCCAUUCGGAUCAAGCGACGUGCAUCAUUCUUCGUCGUUAGCUAUGUCUUCCCCAUGGUCAUCAUCAACUUCCUUGCCCUUCUGGUGUUCCUGAUGCCGAAUGAGAGCGGGGAGAAGGUGACGCUGGGAAUCUCCGCCAUGCUCACGACCAUCGUUUUCCUCAUGUCCAUCCGCGAUGUCCUUUCGCACUCCGAAAACAUCUCUCUCCUAGGGAAAUACUGCUGUGCAAGCUUGAGCCUUAUAACAAUAGAAGUGGCGUUGAGUAUCUUCACCCUAUACCUUCAUCACCUGAAGGACAUCCGGGUAUCCCAUUGGAUCCAGAACGUGUGUCGGUUGUUGGCCAAACUGACGUGCAUGAAGGAGCCAAAUUUCCGCACCGUGUGUUUCUCUGUCCAUCUCAUCCAAUGGGAGGUUCCCGCGUGCACAUUUGUCACGAUGCAUUCGCAGGUCAUGGUGGGAGAGUGUGAGAAUGAGAAAGGAGCGAUGGGAUUUGCCGAUGGGAUACCAGUUCCCUCUCUCUUCGGCGGAAAGAACGAGUCGAGUGGACCCCAUGCUUGGGAGGGCCCAGUCGAACUCAUUAGCAAUGAACCGAUAACUGAGCGGAAUUUUCUCCUUAUGGUUCUGGCCCAAUAA
Molecule: messenger RNA, 1071 nt
Organism: Darwinula stevensoni
Lineage: Eukaryota; Metazoa; Arthropoda; Ostracoda; Podocopida; Darwinulidae
Source: the annotation of a GenBank genome assembly